AGUGGCCCAGCGUUAAGUCUCACUUGACGUCGUGGCGAGAUCCUUAGCUCCGCAGGGACCCGGACGCGACCAAGGGAAGGCAGAAGGACUCUUCACUUGUUCAACAGAGAAUCUAAAGAAAUUCAAGUAGGACAGGUGGUUCUAAAAGCCAUGAUCCAGGGAUUGGUGACAUUUAGGGAUGUGGCUGUAGAGUUCUCUCAGGAAGAAUGGAAGUGCCUGGAACCUGCCCAGAGGGACCUGUACAGGGAGGUGACUUUGGAAAACUUUGGCAACUUGGUCUCACUAGGACUUUCCAUUUCUAAGCCCGAUGUUGUCUCCUUACUGGAGCAAGGGAAAGAACCCUGGAUGGUUGUGAAUGAUAUGACAGGACCAUGGUGCCCAGACUUGGAGUCAAGGUGUAAGACAUUUCUGCAGAAAGACACCUUUGAAGUCGUGUCAUUCAAUUGGGAGCUAAUGGAAAGCCUUCAGUGCUAUGAUGAAGACUGGGCAUACAAAGGCCAGUUUGAAAAACAACAAAUAAAUCAUGAGUGCUGUUUUAAGCAAGUGAAGAUCACCUAUGGAAACAUGCCCACUUUUGAGUGUGGGCAUACAUCACUCACCCUACAUCCCAGCAGUGAAACUGGUGAGAAAUCGAUUGAAUGUAAUGAAUGUAGGAAAGCAUUCAGCCACGGCUCACACCUUAUUCAACAUCAGAAAACUCAUACUGGUGAAAAGCCCUUUGAAUGUAAGGAAUGUGGGAAGGCCUUCAGUCGUGCCUCACACCUUGUUCAACAUCAGAGAAUUCAUACAGGUGAGAAACCUUAUGACUGCAAGGAGUGUGGGAAGGCCUUCGGUCGAACUUCAGAACUCAUUCUCCAUCAGAGACUUCAUACAGGUGUCAAACCUUAUGAAUGUAAAGAAUGUGGAAAGACCUUUCGACAGCAUUCACAGCUUAUUCUGCAUCACAGGACUCAUACAGGUGAGAAACCCUACGUCUGUAAAGACUGUGGCAAGGCUUUUAUUCGUGGCUCACAACUUACUGUUCAUCGGCGAAUUCAUACAGGUGCUAGACCCUAUCAGUGUAAAGAAUGUGGGAAGGCCUUUAGACAGCAUUCACAACUUACCGUACAUCAGAGAAUUCACACUGGGGAGAAACCCUAUGAAUGUAAGGAAUGUGGCAAGGGCUUUAUUCAUAGCUCAGAAGUUACUCGACAUCAAAGAAUUCAUUCUGGGGAGAAACCCUAUGAAUGUAAAGAAUGCGGGAAGGCCUUUAGACAGCAUGCACAGCUUACACGACAUCAGAGAGUUCAUACAGGUGACAGACCCUAUGAGUGUAAGGACUGUGGAAAAGCCUUCAGUCGUAGUUCAUACCUUAUUCAACAUCAAAGAAUUCAUACAGGUGACAAGCCCUAUGAAUGCAAGGAAUGUGGGAAAGCCUUUAUUCGUGUUUCACAACUGACUCAUCACCAGCGAAUUCAUACUUGUGAGAAACCCUAUCAAUGUAGGGAAUGUGGAAUGGCCUUCAUUCGUAGUUCACAACUUACUGAACAUCAAAGAAUUCAUCCUGGUAUCAAACCUUAUGAAUGUAGAGAAUGUGGGCAGGCCUUUAUUCUUGGCUCACAGCUCAUCGAACACUACAGAAUUCAUACUGGCUAGAAAGCCUUGGUGUUAGGGAUGUAGGAAAGCCUUUAUGUGGAAUUCAUGCCUCGAUCAGUAGUAAAUAAUGCAUAAUGUAAUGUAAUUAUUGUCAGAGAACCUUCAUUUGUCACUUCCAUUAUGGAACAUCAGGUAACUCAUACCAGAAGAAAAUUCAAUAAAUGUGGGAAUUCUUGUUGCCUCAUACUCACUGUUUACUAAGGGAAUCAGGGAGCUUAUACUGAAAAAAAAUUUAAUAUGAAUAUAGAAAAGCCUCAUAUUACCACUCAAAAUAUAUUAAACUAUGAGAAUUCCUAAUAAAAAAUGACCCUAUUAAAAUA
This is a messenger RNA of Odocoileus virginianus texanus, 1955 nucleotides long. Lineage: Eukaryota; Metazoa; Chordata; Mammalia; Artiodactyla; Cervidae. The record is from RefSeq and is a predicted model, not a curated record.